Messenger RNA from Diaporthe batatas, 1773 nucleotides. RefSeq lists its product as uncharacterized. The record is from RefSeq and is a predicted model, not a curated record. The coding region runs from base 124 to 1773 and encodes 549 amino acids. The transcript is spliced from 3 exons. NCBI's taxonomy places the organism in Eukaryota, Fungi, Ascomycota, Sordariomycetes, Diaporthales, Diaporthaceae.
CUACUUCAGCCCUCCUAAAAUACGCGUUGCUUUCCCCAGGCGUCAAAUCACGCCUCCCCUCCCUGUGAAGCUUACCUUUAGUCUUCUGCUUUGUCAUACUCGGGUUGGCUGAUUCGUGACAGGAUGAAACAGCAGGAUCAUGGCAAGCACCCGAACUCUGUGCAGCAGGAAAUCGGGCAGGACACGACUGGCAGCGAGCGCGAGAGUGUGGAGUUAAAGGGCGUCAAGGCGGAGAAAUAUGCGUACUACAGCCUCUUCGCCGCGAAUAACGGCAUCGGUCCUUACCAAUAUGCCUACUCUCUAUUUCAGACCCUGAUAUAUCAAGCCGCUUUCAACCCCGACAUACUGCCAUGGGGCAGCGCCUCUUGCGAUCAAGACCCAGAUGCGCCCUGCCACGUUCGGUGGGCGGGCAGCACCAAGUCUUACGAAUCAGUGGCCCUGAUCGCCUCCGCAUUGGUAUUCGUCGGCCAGUCCAUCCUCUUCAUCUUCAUCGGCAGCACAGCAGACUACGGGUCCUGGGCCCCCUGGAUCCUGCGGGUCUCCGUCGUGAUCUACGGCGGCCUGUCGCUGGGCUUCUUUGGCCUGCAGACGCCAGAUGCCUGGCCGGCAGCCAUGGCAUUGUACGUCCUGACGAACAUCGGGUUUUAUGUCGUGUUUACUUUCGGCUAUGCAUUGUUCCCGAGGAUAGCAGAUGACCAGCCGGAAGCCCGGAAGGCCCAUGCAGCGUGGCAGAACCAGGAGAUCAAGGCCUCGAGGUACGAGACCACGAUCGAGCACGUCCGCUCGACGAUCGCGAACCACGCGUGGGCGGCGAACAACGUCGGCUUCGCGGUGAGCGCGUGCCUCUGCCUGGCGAUCCUGAAGGGCAUCGACGCGGACUCGACGGCGGCCAGGAACAACCUGGGCUACGCGCUGUCAACCGGCGUGGUGGGGGUGGUGGUGCUGGUGUUCUCGGUGCCGUGGGUGUUCCUCGAGCGGCGCAGGCCGCGGCUGCCCGUCCCGGAGGGCCGCAACAUCGUCAGCUACGGGCUGCAGCAGACGUGGCGCAGCUUCAGGUGCUGCGGGCGCAUCUCGCAGACCUUCCUGUACCUGUUUGUCUACUUCUGGCUCAACGACGGCGUGAGCACGCUCUUCACGAUGCUCAUCAUCUCGCAGACCGCCGUGGCCGAGUUCUCGGCGACGCAGAACAGCUACUUCCUCAUCGUGCAGGGGGCGUCGGUGUUCCUCUUCACCGUCCUCGCGGUGUGGGCCCAGGGGCGGUGGUCCCUCCGGACCAAGACCGUCCUCCACGUCGCCAACUGGUCGUGCUUCUUCCUGGCCGUGUGGGGCAUGGCCGGCCUCUGGACCAGGAGGGUCGGGUACCACAACCUGUGGGAGUUCUGGGCCGUGAGCGUCUUCUACGGGCCCAGCGUCGGCCUGCAGAUGUCGUACUCGCAGGUCUUCCUCGGCCAGGUCAUACCCCGCGGCGAGGAGAACAGGUACUUUGCCCUGCUCGGUUUCAUCGGCCGCGUCGGCUCGUGGAUUGGCCCGCUCAUCUGCAGCGCGAUAGUCGACCGGACCGGCUCCCAGAACGCCUCCUACGGCUUCCUGGCAGCUCUGAUCGGGGCGUCGUCGCUGGGGCUGAUCUUCGUGGACGAGGAGAAGAGCAAACGGGAAUGCGCCGAGUAUGCAGCCAGGGAGCAUCCCGUCGAGACGGAGCGGGAGAAGUCGUCAUCCCAAGGGAGGCAAGCUACUUGGGAGGGAGAACACGUGGGAGAGGAGGUCAAGUCUUGA